Molecule: messenger RNA, 1098 nt
Organism: Dibothriocephalus latus
Lineage: Eukaryota; Metazoa; Platyhelminthes; Cestoda; Diphyllobothriidea; Diphyllobothriidae
Source: the annotation of a GenBank genome assembly
GACAGUGGUCUCGGGGAACCGCAGGGCAAAGGGAAGUUGCGUCGGUCUCAGGAACAGCAGAAACUUCUGGCUCACCGCUCCUCCUGCAGGAGCGGUCAGACCUGCCGGACGCCCUCGGCCAACACGCCAGACGAGGAGGAGUCUCUGUGGCGCUGUGAGAAAUCUACGGAGGGCAGCUCACCCGUGGAACCGCAAGCCUGGCAGUUGGCUCCAGAAACCUACGAAAACGACUCAGUCACGACUGUCGAGUAUCAGCCCCUGAGCACAGAGCUCCUCGCCUCAACUUCCUACCAGUCCUCCGAGGGCGUCAGUUGCAGUAACUAUGCCUACGUUUCUAUUGCGCCUGCUGCUGCAGCUGAUGAGACCAAGCCUGCGCUGAAACCCGCCUCCCCGGAGGCCAACAGUGCUUGCACCUUCUUUGACAACUUGACGACGACUUGUGACGAAAGUUGCAGUGAGGAAAUGCUGGUAAUGGCCUCCGUGGAUCACCCCUGUUGCCUUCGUCUUCUCGCCCUCUGCAUGACGGCUAGACCCCAACUAGUCACCUCCUUUAUGCCGCUGGGCUGUCUCCUAAACUACCUGAUCCGACAAAGGGUACCCCAACAACUGCGGGCUCCCAGCGACCGAACUCAAGCCACGCCGGCGAGCAUGCUUCUCUGGGCCGAACAGAUCGCCAGUGGCAUGGCGUACCUUGCUUCCCGUGGCAUCAUUCAUCGCGACCUUGCAGCACGCAAUGUCCUGGUAGAGAGUCCCACUCAGGUUAAAAUUACGGAUUUUGGCCUGGCUAAAUGCCUCGAGAAUGUCGGAAGCGAGUACAAGGCGCACGGUGGGCGAAUGCCAGUUAAGUGGCUUGCCCUAGAGAGUAUACGGUUGCGUAUUUUCUCCAGCAAGUCUGAUGUUUGGAGCUAUGGUGUCACACUCUGGGAAGUAUUUACCUUUGGGAAACGGCCAUUCGAACACCUAAGUGCACGCUCUCUGCUGCAGCAUCUGGAAAGUGGACAACGUCUCUGCCAACCACCCAGUACAAACCUCGAUUUGUAUGCGCUGAUGGUUAGCUGUAAGUUUACAGAAUUUACCUGUAUUUCUUCUGAAAGUUGA